This is a messenger RNA of Ilyonectria robusta, 1271 nucleotides long. RefSeq lists its product as uncharacterized. NCBI's taxonomy places the organism in Eukaryota, Fungi, Ascomycota, Sordariomycetes, Hypocreales, Nectriaceae. Gene Ontology annotation, molecular function: oxidoreductase activity. The coding region runs from base 1 to 1158 and encodes 385 amino acids. The record is from RefSeq and is a predicted model, not a curated record. The transcript is spliced from 5 exons.
AUGUCGUGUGUCAAGACGAGUCCAAUCUCCUAUCUGCUACCAGAUAUUCAGAGAGUCUCUUUCGCUUCUGAGUUUCCACCCUCUCCAUUCGAAGAACUAGUCAAGCUUCCACAGGGCUUCCCCGAAUUUGUCGACAAGCCACUGGCAUGGAAGGGACAUCAGUUCGCAGACGAAACUGAGUACAUCUACACUCUCAAUACAUUCGAAAUCGGUGAACUAGAAUGCGCUCUUGGUAGUUUCAAAGGGUUGGGCCUGGAUGGAGAUCUUGUAUCCCCAACAAACUUCCAGCUCCCCACUCUAGGUCCGCAGCUGAGAAUCCUUCGCCAUGACAUCUACAAUGGUAAGGGCUUCGGUGUCAUCCGUGGCCUUUGUCCACAGAGAUACUCAGUCGAGGAUCUGACCAUCCUCUAUCUCGGCCUUCAGUCGUAUAUCGCCAAUCAACGAGGCCGACAAGAUGAGAAGGGCAAUAUGCUAGUCCACAUUAUCGCUGAUGACUCCACCAAACUGUCAGCUAGUCACCACCGUCACUCCAAGGAACGAAUUACUUUCCAUAACGAGGAGUCAGGGGACAUCAUCAGCUGGUUGACACGGAGCACUGCGAUUUCGGGAGGAAAUUGCGUUAUAUCAUCAGCCUAUACUGUGUACAACGUUCUGGCCGCCAGCCGUCCUGAUAUCAUACAUACCCUGGCUCGAGAUGAUUGGCCUUUUGCUAUGCCUCGUUUCCAGAGACGACCGUUACUCUUUUAUCACGAAGGAAGACUGAUAUUCAACUUCGGCCGAGUCCCGCUCGUCGGAAACGAUGCCAAUCCUCGACCAGAGCACCUACCAAAACUCAAUUGGAGCCAAACCGAGAGCCUCGAGGCCAUCGAUGCUAUCGCAGAAUCCACACGGCUAGAAAUUGCGACCAAGCCGGGUGACAUACACUUCGUCAAUAACCUCGUCAUUAUGCACCGACGAGACGGUUUUGUCGAUGGCGAAAUGCCAGAAGCAAAACGGCAUCUGGUGCGUAUGAGGCUUCGAGACGAGCAAUUCGGUUGGCAACUCCCACACAGCCUCGAACAGCAAUGGUCUGUUGCAUUCAGCAACGCGAAACCGACAGUGUGGCAUCUUGAACCGAUGCCUACUGGUUUCUUUCCUCUCAGAACGCAAUGCAAUUGAAGUUAUACGGGUUGUUCCUAAUUAUAAACCACACUCGUAUUCCUAUCGUCAGGCUCUCUCUCAGCCGUCAAAGCCUUGCUAUUUUAGUCCCAAUACAAGACCUUCACUUCCCA